Messenger RNA from Dinoponera quadriceps, 1305 nucleotides. Its product is annotated as protein gooseberry-neuro. The transcript has 6 exons. Lineage: Eukaryota; Metazoa; Arthropoda; Insecta; Hymenoptera; Formicidae. Gene Ontology annotation, molecular function: RNA polymerase II cis-regulatory region sequence-specific DNA binding; DNA-binding transcription factor activity, RNA polymerase II-specific. Gene Ontology annotation, biological process: anatomical structure development; regulation of transcription by RNA polymerase II. Bases 1 to 1305 code for a protein of 434 amino acids. The record is from RefSeq and is a predicted model, not a curated record.
AUGGAUGUCAGCGGAAUCAGGCCCAUCUUCACUGGAUAUCCGUUCCAAGGACAAGGGCGAAUGAAUCAGCUAGGUGGGGUCUUUAUCAACGGACGACCUCUCCCUAAUCAUAUUCGCCUGAAAAUCGUAGAAAUGGCCGCCGCGGGAGUCCGACCUUGCGUGAUCUCCAGGCAGCUCCGCGUUUCUCACGGCUGUGUUUCGAAAAUCCUGAACCGAUAUCAGGAGACUGGGUCCAUCCGCCCGGGCGUGAUAGGCGGUAGCAAGCCUCGAGUGGCCACACCGGAAGUCGAGGCGAGAAUCGAGGAAUUAAAACGAGACAAUCCGGGAAUAUUUUCUUGGGAGAUUAGGGACAAGCUUAUGAAGGAGGGUUUCACGGAUCCGCCGAGCGUCAGCUCCAUCAGUAGACUUCUCCGGGGUGGCCGGCCGGGGGAUGACGGAAAGAAGGAUUACACCAUCGACGGCAUCCUGGGCGGUGGUCGCUGCGGUGACGAUUCCGACACGGAAAGCGAGCCGGGUAUACCGCUAAAGCGAAAGCAACGCAGAAGCAGAACGACGUUCUCCGGCGAACAGCUCGAACAACUGGAAGCUGCGUUCCACCGAGCUCAAUAUCCGGACGUUUACGCGAGAGAGGAGUUGGCCCAGAGGACUGGACUGACCGAAGCGAGAAUCCAAGUGUGGUUCAGUAAUCGCAGGGCGCGUCUCCGCAAACACGCCGGUAGCAUAACCCACUCGCCGAUAAGUAGCCUGCCACUGACAACCUGCCAAUACGCGGCGGCUAGUCAUCAGGAUCUCGCGCAGAUACCGCAGGUACCGCAGAUGCCCGGCGGAAUACCGCAGGUACCCACGACGCUGCACCAGGCAGCCAGCGGCAUGCACCAAGUGCCGAGUACCGUCGCCCAGAUGGCCCAAGUGCCCACGACGAUGAGCGGCGGCCUUCAGGGACCCGCGGUUACCAUCUCCGGGCAUCUCGGCUCGCUUCCGGCGCACACGGCCACGAUGCAACUCGCGCAAGUGUCGACGAUGCAGCCACCCGCCGCGCACGGCGCACCCACGUCGCUCUCGCACAACAGCGGUAACACCGACUGGUCGAGAACGCAGCUUGGUUGGGGGCAGUUUAAUCAUUUUCAAAGCGGCGAUUACGGAUCGAGUCACGCGGCUCAUCAGCACGGCUCGCACGCGAGUCAAAAUACUCCGUCCUCGUGUACCACGAAUACAGCGACAACGCCGGACUGGUACGACCAAGGCUACGAUUACACUUCGCACGCGCAGCUUAAUUACCACCGCACUAUGGGUGGAAUAUUUUAG